This is a messenger RNA of Caenorhabditis remanei, 555 nucleotides long. RefSeq lists its product as uncharacterized. The transcript is spliced from 4 exons. NCBI's taxonomy places the organism in Eukaryota, Metazoa, Nematoda, Chromadorea, Rhabditida, Rhabditidae. The record is from RefSeq and is a predicted model, not a curated record. Bases 1 to 555 code for a protein of 184 amino acids. Gene Ontology annotation, cellular component: membrane. Gene Ontology annotation, molecular function: succinate dehydrogenase activity; electron transfer activity. Gene Ontology annotation, biological process: tricarboxylic acid cycle; mitochondrial electron transport, succinate to ubiquinone.
AUGAUUAAUAUUCCAACUUCGAUUCUUUGCCGUUUGGGCGCCAGAUCAUCGAUUUCCCGUUCAUUUGGAACAUCGGUAGUCACCAAGUCAGAGGCAAAGACACCUAUUCAAAAGUUCGGAUGGGAAUACCUCAUGAAGCAGCGCGCCAAGAACCGCCCUAUUGCUCCACAUCUCACCAUCUACCAACCUCAACUCACCUGGAUGCUUUCUGGAUUCCACAGAAUCAGUGGAUGUGUUAUGGCUGGUACUCUUCUCGUCGGAGGAAUUGGAUUCGCCGUUCUUCCAUUCGAUUUCACCACUUUUGUUGAAUAUAUUCGUGGAUGGAACUUACCAUGCGCCGUCACUGCUGUCUUCAAGUAUAUCAUCGCGUUCCCAAUCAUUUUCCAUACUCUCAACGGAAUUCGAUUCCUAGGAUUCGACUUGGCUAAAGGAGUUGAUAACAUCGGACAGGUUUACAAGUCCGGAUGGUUGGUAUUCGGAGUGUCGGCUGUCAUUGCUCUUGCCAUUGUCAUCAACUCUUGCCAGAACAAGAACAAGGCUGUCAAGACUGCUUAG